GACAGGGUUUCUCUCUCAUGGACUCAUGGUCCUCUGAUUUCGACGUUGGAAUAGCUCAAGAGAAUAUUUAGAAAUUUGUAGGAGAAGAGGGUCUAAAGAUGGGAAGAGAAGGGAAUAAAGCAAAGCCAAGACAUCCCAACAUGAGAGUGUCUAUUAAAAUCUUCUUUUUCUCUCUCUCUCUCUCUGCCGUUGGACAGAUGGGCUGUCCCUUUUGUCUUUACCCAUAAAGAAACUCUCACCUCCUCCGUAUCCCCUUCUCCCUCCUCCAUUUCCACACCCACACAAAAAUAAAACACCAGAUCCAAUAAAUCCUUCUCUUCCAUCGUCUCAACUCUUUUCUGUGUUCUUGUCUCUCUCUCUCUCUCACCUUCUCCUUCCUGUUAACUACAUUACACAGAAUGGGUUCAAGAGUUGGAAGGAAACAGAGGUGGUUUUCACAGCCUCUAGCACCACUAAUGGAAGGUCCUGAUCCAGAGACUCAAUGUGGGAGUAAGAAAGAGAGCUCUUGGGAUGUAAUUCGCAACUGGGUUCGAUUACAAAGAAGCUUCUCAAGUGGUAAUUUGUCCACUCCAUUUGAUGGAAACAGCCCAGUCAAGAGGCAAGAUUUGAGGCUCUUGCUUGGUGUCUUGGGUUGUCCUCUUGCUCCAGUUCCUUUAUAUGAUCACCCAAUUCAUCACCUCCCCAUGAAGGACGUUCCUAUUGAGACAUCGUCAGCACAUUACAUCAUUCAACAGUACAUGGCGGCCACAGGAUGCUUGAAGCUUACAAAAUGUAGGAAGAACAUGUACGCAACUGGGGUGGUGAAGAUGAUGUGUUGUGAGACAGAGAUUGCUUCAGGGAAGAACGUGAGGUGUGUAGGAAGUUGUAGAGGUGGGGAAACUGGUUGCUUCGUUCUAUGGCAAAUGUCGCCGGGAAUGUGGUCUCUUGAGUUGGUUGUCGACGGCAAUAAGGUUGUCGCCGGUAGCAAUGGAAAGAUCGUUUGGCGUCAUACACCAUGGCUUGGCACACAUGCUGCAAAGGGUCCCCAACGCCCUCUUCGCCGGAUCAUCCAGGGCUUGGAUCCGAAGUGCACUGCGAGCUUGUUUGCUAAAGCCCAAUGUCUAGGUGAAAAACGGAUUGGUGGUGAGGAUUGCUUUGUACUAAAAGUAGCUGCUGAUCGUGCGGCUGUGAUGGAGAGGAGUGAAGGCCCGGCUGAGGUGAUUAGGCACGUGCUUUAUGGUUAUUUCAGUCAAAAGAGUGGGCUUCUUAUAUACAUGGAGGACUCUCACCUCACAAGAGUACAAGCACCAGAGACUGAUACGGCGUAUUGGGAGACAACAAUUGGAAGUAGUAUUGGAGAUUACAGAGACGUUGAUGGAGUAUCGAUUGCUCAUCAAGGAAGAUCUGUGGCUACGGUGUUCCGGUUCGGAGAGGUGUCGAUGCAGCAUAGUAGGACCAGAAUGGAAGAAGCAUGGAAGAUUGAUGAUGUAGUGUUCAACGUUCCAGGCCUCUCUGUUGACCAUUUUAUCCCUCCAGCCGAUAUCUUGAAUGCUACUCAUUCACCAUUAAUUAAGCUUGAGAAGUAAUUAAUUUGUUUUUGAUUAGUGGUUUAGAUGGCUAGAUGUGGCUUCUUCUUCUUCAUAUACGAUUUGAUAUGGUAUACCCUCCCUCUUGAUAUCAACAACUCUCUCAUUUGUAACAAUCUUAGUUUACUAUAAUUAAAGCAAUUAAUUAAUGGUAAUUAGGGUUUAGGAUUGUAAAAUUUCUUGGGUGUAUUAUCAUGGGAAUGUACAUCUCCAUUAUAUUCAUUGUGAAAUUAA
Molecule: messenger RNA, 1799 nt
Organism: Telopea speciosissima
Lineage: Eukaryota; Viridiplantae; Streptophyta; Magnoliopsida; Proteales; Proteaceae
Exons: 3
Coding region: 399-1565 (388 amino acids)
Source: RefSeq, a predicted model, not a curated record